This is a messenger RNA of Guyanagaster necrorhizus, 1973 nucleotides long. RefSeq lists its product as uncharacterized. The record is from RefSeq and is a predicted model, not a curated record. The transcript is spliced from 4 exons. NCBI's taxonomy places the organism in Eukaryota, Fungi, Basidiomycota, Agaricomycetes, Agaricales, Physalacriaceae. Bases 76 to 1611 code for a protein of 511 amino acids.
AAGACAGCGGUUAUCGGGUGCAUUUUCGCCGCCUACUCUAUUCCUGUUUCUUUCUUCAUCUCCUUCAUUCCCUCCAUGCGGUGGUUGGCGCCUCCAGAUCGUAGAGAACUCACGCUCAUCAUCUUUUGCCUGACGAUAUUCACUUUCGCUUACAAUUUCACGAACUCUACUCGAUUUCUUGGUAUUGACGCAGCUGCGACAAAGAGCGUGCUCAGCUUUGGCAGUCUCGGCCUUGGCGCCUCAAAUAUCAUUGGCAGCGACGGAAGGAAGCUUGCUAGAUGGCGAGAUGCUGUUGAAAACUCGAUAUUUGGCGACUGGGGCUGGGAUUCUGGACAUAUUGCUGGAGACGGCCUGGAGAGGAGUCAGGCCCUCGGCGUUGAGCCGCACCACGUAAUGUGGAUGUCGGGCAAAGAGGUGCCCAAGGUCAAUGGCAUAGCAAUGCAGCCAUUCGUGUCGUGGGGAAGAGAUGUACCAACGGUGAAGGUUCUGCAACAUACCCCAGGGCAUUCUGUCCUUGAUAACGUCAUCUUAUACAAGGGCAACGUGUACCUUGUAACCGAUGACCCAGGCGGCCUCCCAUCUCUCGGCUCCAUCGUAUCACCGCCCAAUUUCUGGUCGAAGAUCUCCACCGCUGAGGCGAUUGAGGAAUUUGGUACUUAUGGCGGUCGUCUGGGAGGUGUAUCAUUUAUAUCUACCGACCCCUCUCCUGCCAAUUCUACCUUAUACGAGCUGUGGCGGACAUAUAGUGCCUUGGACCCGUCUAUUGACGCGGAGGGAAGGACUAUCCUCCCACAGCCUUACCGAAUCUUCAUGCCUUUCUUCCACCCUUUUACGGACCCAGACCCGCCUUAUGAGAAUCCCAUGCUGCCCCGUCCUCGAACCGACACUGGUUUCCAUCCAUUCCUCAUUAAGGCCGCCUUCCCCCACAUGGCGGUUAUGUUUGACCAAGAUUGGAUGGACUACCACUUUAUGGAGGUCCCGUACGUCGUUGAGCGAAUGGUGAUUGUAGACCGAAACUCGGGCAAUGUUUUACCAGAGGUCGUGUCACCAUAUUGGUUGGAGCCCGUCCGGAAACAGCUGGCGACAUACUUGAACUUGGAGAACGAAAAGUCGAAGAAAAAGGUCAUCACAUACGUCCACAGACAGAAUCAGUAUCCCCAGUAUGACUGGGAGCCACCCGCUCCAAAGCUGGGAGCCGAAGACCAUGAACUACUGGUGAAGAAGCUAGAAAAAAUGGCGUAUUCCUAUGGUCAUGAAUUCAACGUGGUUUCAGCGCUAGAUUUUGAGACGUCGUGGCAUGAUAGGAUAUCUGCGAUUAUGCGAUCUACGGUGCUUCUGGGUGCGCACGGGAGUGAUCUUAUGGAUGGGAUGUUCAUGCGACGAACACCGCAGACAACGAUGGUAGAGUUUUUCCCGCCGGAUAGGUUUGUAAGGGAUAGAGAGACCAUGGUGCACGGUUUAGGGAUGCACUACGUUGCCUGGUGCAAUGACCAAAAAUAUACGUCGGACAACCUACCACCCAUUUCAAAGCCCGAGAAUGAUGAGGCGACGAUGACGGUGAAUGCUGACCUUGUUGCUCAGACUGUCCGUGACAUUCUUUCUCGUUCGUGAGACCUUAUCGCAUAGCAAUCACAUCAAGAAUCUUGCAUAUUUAUUGAUAUACUUCGGGGGUCAUGUCCUAAUCGCGUAUUUUACCGGAUCCUUACAGCACUAGACCUAGACUUUUCUCUACAACAUACGUAAGUACAUACCUGUACGCUUAUGACUCUCGACGCUUUUUUUGCACGAUCCCCUUCUUCAUGCGACCGCCUGGGUCUGGGUUGUUGUGCCGUAUUUCUUACCAUAACUUAUAUACUGAAGACAUGGGUGAGAUAUCAAACUUCAAAUAUGUCUGCAAACAUGUGUUACAUAGUGUUGCCAUAAUUUUCUCUCCAUACCUCUUGUAUCCUUUGAAGUUAUAUUUUAAAAUUUAG